Molecule: messenger RNA, 6320 nt
Organism: Adelges cooleyi (spruce gall adelgid)
Lineage: Eukaryota; Metazoa; Arthropoda; Insecta; Hemiptera; Adelgidae
Exons: 4
Coding region: 517-6183 (1888 amino acids)
Source: RefSeq, a predicted model, not a curated record
GGGAAAAAUAGUAAUACAAUGCAACGCCAAUAAAAUUAUUUUAAUUGAUGCGCCGUGUAAAAUUUAUUGUGUUUACUAUUCCAUUUAAUUUUACUUUUUAGUGUCACAAAACUGAUUGCCAUUACAGAAAUAUAAUAAUAUAGGAGCCGGAUGAGUGUUCUUGUUUAUGGAAUUAAUUUAAGAUCUGAAGCAUGGAAGUCGAAGAUGACACAUCUAACAUGUCUGAUGAUUUAAAUCAUCAAGUUUUGCAGGAAGCUGGUGAGAAUAAAAAAUUUAAUGCAGAAUCGUCGGUAGGAAGAUUUACGAAGGAUUCUUUAACUGCAAAAUCGAGUGAUUCUUCAAUCACUACUAAUAUGUUGAUGGAUACUGAUAGCUCGAUUGACACUAUCGAUCAUCAAGUUUUGCAGGAAGCUGGUAAUAAUAAAACAUUUAAUGCAGAAUGGUCGGUAGAAAGGCUCUACGUUGGAAUCUUUAACUACAAAAUCAAACAAUUCUUCAAUCACUACCAAUGUAUUGAUGGAAUGCUGUGGAAAUCCAUCAGACACACUUGCUGGUAAAGAACAAUUUAUGGUUGUUGGGAAUAUUACAAAAACUGACUUAAAUGAAUCAAGUUUUCAACUAGAUGACACUAGACAUCAAUCAAUCCUUAAAACUACAGCUUUUCAAAAAAAAUUUAAACUGUCAUCUCAUAACUUUAGCAAUAUGUUUGAUAAUAUUUUUGAUGAUGACAGCCAAAUGGAAAUGACACAAAAUAGCACAAGUAUAAAACCAUUUCAUAAACGUAAGCGUUUGCUACCACCAAGCGAUAAUAAUGACUUCAGUAUUUCGAGCAAAUGUGACACUACUGGACAAGAUAGUUUAGAGCUUAGUAUCGCUUCUCCUCGGUUGCGCUUCUCUCAUAGAAAUAAAAAUAAUAGUAAGGCCGACAUGUUAAAUUAUAGUAUGUCCUCUGUAGAAAAUGGCUCUGCUAAUGACGAUCGGGAAGUUAGUGUCGAGCAAAGAAAUAAAAACCUUCAUUCAGAUUUCAAAAAACCCAUUGAUAUAUCGUCACUGGUCGUUGAUAUCAAUACAAAUGAUAAUUCCAGUGUUUUAGACAAAACUAACUUGAGUACUACUCAAACGAUCACUGAUAACUCAAACAAAGUAUCUGAUUCAAGUUUAAAUAACACUACUAGUGGUACAUCUGAUAUGGAAUUAAACUCUGAAAAGACAAUGUUUAAUAAUUCUUUAGUGUCUAAUAUUAAUCAAAUUUCGAUGUGUAGUUCUAUAGAUAUUCCUAGCCUGAAUCAUACAUACGAUAUUCAAGAUAAUUGCAAUUCAACUCGUAUCAACUCGCUACACGUAUCCAAGAGCAACAAAACAAUGAACAUAAACUCUCAAGAAACACUGAAUAAUGAAACUUAUGUUUUAGAAAAUACUAAUAAUAAAUCUAUACAUAAUACUGAAAAAUCAAUUUCCGAUUCAUCUGUAACAAGCAAAAAAAAUGUUCUAUCUGACACUUACACUGUUGAAAAUAAUAAAAAUGAAACUUAUAGUGUUCCGAAGUCUGAAGACAAAUCUUCCAAUAACUCAACAAAAAUGUUGCAUGAUAUGUCUAACAUUUAUGACCAGCCAAAAUUGUCCGAACGGAAACCAAAUUUUAUCCGAAAACUCCAAUUAGGCACCGAAGUCAUGGAUUAUAAUAUUGAGAGUACCGAUGUUGAUAAUAGAAAUAAUACUAUGUGUGAUAGCGUAAAUGAAACAGGACACCAAUCAAGAAAGUUUAAGCCAAAGAAAAACCUCCGUAACGCAUAUUCUGCUGCUUUCGAUAACAUUAUUAAUAAAACGCAAGAUGACAAUGAUCAAACUAUGAACGAAAGUGUUAAAAUGUCUGAAUCGUUAAGUGGUCAGCAACAAUUAUCCGAUUCGAUUCUGAUAACUUCUGUCAAUAAAAGUAUGGUAAAUGAUGUAACAAAUUCAUCCUUCAUAAAAGAUUCUAAUGUACUAUUGGAUGCAGCUAUUGAAAAAGAAAUAACAAUACCGGAAAGUUCUAUUUUGUUGAAUUACAAUAUCAAAGGUCAUAGUAGUUUACGCAAAUCAUCAAGUAAAUUUAACUUCAGUAGAGUAAAGGAUAAAGACUUGACCAGUACACUAAAUUUCUCAAAUGUAUCUUCUAACUCACCGAAGAGGUUAACUAGCAAAUUUGAUUUUAUUAGUAAAAAAAAUAGUACUCUGGUAAUAGAAGAAGCACAAGACAAUGACAUUUUUACAAUUUCAGUACAUUCUGCAUCAGACCUAAUGUCUAACACAAGUAAUAACGAGACAAAAUUAAAUACUCAUAAUUUAACUGCCGUCCAGAGUAAUGAAAGUCUUAUGAAUGGCUUAUCGCAAACACCAGCUCAUCGUUUUACUAACAAACAUAAUAUAGAACCACAGUCUGAAGUAUUCAACAAUUUGAUUGACGAUAGCUUACCGUGUGACGUUUCUCAAGAUAUGUCUAAGCGUAUGAAGUUUAAUCGGAAAGAGGUGUUAGACAGUAACUCGUUUAUGUUUGAUGGAAUAAUUACUGACAGUGAAGAAACCAAAUCGGUAUUGCAAAAUGAACCAAUUAUAAAACAAGAUUCACCAGUAGAUGAAACUGCAAUGGCUGAAUCUAAUAUUUGUGAUACUAGCAGAAAUAGAAGUAAAUCUUGUAUGGAAACCGAGGAGAAUAGCGAAUCUCAGUAUCAGUUGUCUUCGCCUGGUUUGUCUCAGACACCUAAAAAUCGUUUUGUUAAUAAACCUAGUAUUGGCCAACAGUCGGGAGUAUUUAGUAAUUUGAUCGAUGACAGUUUAGAUAGUAACGAUUUAACUCAAGAUAUGUCUAAACAUAUCAAAUUUAAUCGUAGAAAUGUGCCAGAUAAUUCAUUUAUGUUUGAUGGGAUAAUUACUAAUAGUCAGGAGUCGAAUACCACAAAAUCAGCAUCUUUAAUUGAAUCAAAUUCUAUACAUGAAAAGAGUGACUCUUAUGCAUGUGAAACUGAUGAACAUUUUUCAAAUGAAAGUACAUCUGGCAAAGAAGCAAGGGAUUGUUUUGAAAACCAAUGUCCAAUGUCUUUAGCUAAUUUAUCAGAAACAAUGAAUACGAGUAGUAAAUUCCCAGAGCCAAAAAAUACAACUAUUAACGAUGGAGAAGUAUCUCAAAGAGUUCGAAAAAAAAGAUCAUUGUCAAAGAGUUUUUCAGAGGAAAAUAAAACAAUAACUAAUGAUAAAUCUGAUAAUGAUGUAUUACAUUUGAUGAAUAAUACAUCCACGUUUCCUUUUGACGGGCCUAAAGAUGUUUCUUUUGGAAGUGAUCAAUCAAUUAGAAAUGAUGUAACAGGUAUUUCAUUAGAUUAUGAGUACUCAGUGACCAGUCGGAAACAGAGAUCUGCUUCCAAAAGUUUUUCAAAAAUACACCACAGGAGUAUGUCUCGUGUAUCUAAUAGAACUAUACUUAAUAAGACUGAACCUGAUAUGCUCAGUUUGAAUAACACUUCAAUGUUUUCUACAGAUAGUUCUAAUACAAAUUCAGAUACAAAUGUUUCUGUAAAUGAUAGCGCUUCGGUGACUAGCCGUAAAACCAGAUCGGCUUCCAGAAGUUUUACUAAAGAUAACAAUAUUACUAUGUCUGGUGUAUCUAAUAAAACUAUAAAUAAUAAGAGUGAACCUGAUAUGCUCAGUUUGAAUAUCUCUUCAAUGUUGUCUACAAAUAAUUCCAAUAUAAAUUCAGAUACAAAUAAUGUAACAAAUGUUUCUGUAAAUGAUAGCGCUUCGGUGACUGGCCGUAAAACAAGAUCGGCUUCCAGAAGUUUUACUAAAGAUAACAAUAUUACUAUGUCUGGUGUAUCUAAUAAAACUAUAAAUAAUAAGAGUGAACCUGAUAUGCUCAGUUUGAAUAACACUUCAAUGUUGUCUACAAAUAAUUCUAAUAUAAAUUCAGAUACAAAUAAUGUAACAAAUGUUUCUGUAAAUGAUGGCGCUUCGGUGACUGGCCGUAAAACCAGAUCGGCUUCCAGAAGUUUUACUAAAGAUAACAAUAUUACUAUGUCUGGUGUAUCUAAUAAAACUAUAAAUAAUAAGACUGAACCUGAUAUGCUCAGUUUGAAUAACACUUCAAUGUUGUCUACAAAUAAUUCUAAUAUAAAUUCAGAUACAAAUAAUGUAACAAAUGUUUCUGUAAAUGAUGGCGCUUCGGUGACUGGCCGUAAAUCCAGAUCGGCUUCCAGAAGUUUUACUAAAGAUAACAAUAUUACUAUGUCUGGUGUAUCUAAUAAAACUAUAAAUAAUAAGAGUGAACCUGAUAUGCUCAGUUUGAAUAACACUUCAAUGUUGUCUACAAAUAAUUCCAAUAUAAAUUCAGAUACAAAUAAUGUAACAAAUGUUUCUGUAAAUGAUAGUGCUUCGGUGACUAGUCGUAAAACCAUAUCGGCUUCCAGAAGUUUUACUAAAGAUAACAAUAUUACUAUGUCUCAUGUAUCUAAUAAUACUGCAAAUCAUAACAAGUCUGAAUAUGAUUUACUUACUUUAAAUAACACUUCAAUGUUGUCUAUGGAUAGUUCUAAAUCUUUGACAAAUAAAAGAUCUAUUCCAGCUGAUGUUGAUGAAGAUAAAGACAUAUCACCUAGUAUUGGAAAAACAAGAUCAUCAUCCAAAAGUUUUUCAGAGGAAAUUAAUAUUUCACCUAUGUCCAAUAAAACAAUAACCAAUGAUCGAUCGGAAUAUGAAUUAUUGAAUUCAAUAGUAAAUGAAAAGUCAACUGGUUCAAAUGUAACUCAAGACCUUUCUCUUAAGAAUAACCAGUCUUUAAAUUUGACAACUAAUAACACUAUUGUUUCGAAAAGAUUAAGUAGAAAAAAUCGAUCUGUUAAUUCAAUUUUAAAUAAAAACAGUUUACCUACUAAUACCCGAGACGUUGCCUCUGAUGAUAAUUUAUCUGCAAGUAAAGAUUUUACUAGAUCAACAGUUGAAGCUCAGAGUAAAUCAUUUUCACAAACGGUUGAAACUUUAAAUCCAAUAAACACAUCACUUGGAGGUGCCGAUCUUGGGUCUACAUCAUCGCCUUUAAGUUCAAAAAGAUUUUCAACCAAAAAAAACCUAAGAACUCCAGAUAGUAUAUUUUCAAAUUCAAGUAAAAGGCAAUCGAAAUCUUUAACAGUUCAAAGUAAUUCUGUUCGUUUGACUAGGUCAUUAUCAAAAAAAAUUAAAAAUCAAGCAACAAUUUCAUAUUUGUCAAAUAUUUCAUUAAACAAUGUUUCGGGUAAUAUUAAAUCAAGAAAAAAUUUGACACAAAAUAGUUCUUUUCGCAAAUCUACUAGACGUACUAAUGCUGAAAAUGAGUUAGGGCCGUUUAUAACAACAUCAGUUUCGGUAUCAGAAAAAGAAAUGAGAACAGCAAGAAAUACAUCGUUAAAUGGCAGUGUUCAUUCCCAAUCUGAUGACUCCAUGUUAUGGGCAACAAUAACUGAUGAUGAUACGAGUAACAUUUCUUGUGCAUCUAAUGUAAAUGGUACUCCGGUAAAUGUUAAUAAAACCAUUGCAGAACAUAUAAAUAACGCCAUUGGACUUAUGUCGGCAAGGAAACGUUCUUCUGUGCAUCCAGCAGUUUUUGAACUGGAAGAUCUGUUGACUAGAUCGUUCAGAAGAGUUUCAUCUAACGGUAGUCCUUCAAUUCUGACUAGAGCAUUAGGUAGGAACUUCUCGAAUGAUUCAUUAUGCUCGUCUAUGACGCUCUCUGAUAGUAUUGACCAGCAAACAUGUGUCGAAGAUAACGUAACAAUGCAUUUUAAAUCUUUGUAUAACAAAGAACCGUGGAUUACAAAACGGCUGUAUAAUUUUCUGGUAAGCAAACUGGAGCCGAAAUAUAAUAUUUACUCAAUGAAACAUGCUGAGAAGUUUGUCAAAUAUUUAGCAUCUGUACUGAAAGAAGUACGAAAAGAAAAUGUAGAUUUGCAAUUGUAUACAAACAUGUUGAGAUAUCAUAUGGCUAGGUAUGGAAUGAUCAUAGAUACAGCCGAUUAUAUCGGAUUUUUGUGUGAUUAUAUACCAAAGCUAGAGUUUGAUAAAUUAUUACCUGGUUGGGAUCUUGCAACAUCAGAAGUUAAAUUCGAUCCAUAUAAAACGCAUGUGCCUCUUAUGGAAGAUAAGGACUUUUUGAACGAAGUCUUCAAACACCUUAACUGUUAAUAUCAAACUUUUGCUAAUGCUUUACAGUACUAUGUGAAGUUUGUUACUUGUUUAAAUGAUUAUUAAUUAUAUUUUUUUAAAUAAUUUUUUAGUUUUUAUUAUAAUAAUUAUGAUAUACUGUUUUUAUUUUUAACUAA